This is a messenger RNA of Bactrocera oleae (olive fruit fly), 4396 nucleotides long. RefSeq lists its product as uncharacterized. The record is from RefSeq and is a predicted model, not a curated record. Lineage: Eukaryota; Metazoa; Arthropoda; Insecta; Diptera; Tephritidae.
CUCGCAGUACUUUCAUUUAGCCGCCUGGCUCAUACCCACAGUGCAAUCAGUAGCCGUUUUGCUGCUCUCAGCUGUUGACGGUGAUCCCAUACUCGGCAUUUGCUAUGUAGGCAAUCUCAAUCCGGAUCAUCUGAAGACAUUCGUGCUGGCACCGCUCUUUGUAUACCUCGUCAUCGGCACCACCUUCCUAAUGGCGGGCUUUGUUUCACUUUUCCGCAUACGUUCCGUUAUCAAGCAGCAAGGCGGUGUUGGCGCUGGCGUUAAGGCGGACAAACUGGAAAAACUUAUGAUACGUAUUGGCAUAUUUUCCGUCCUGUACACCGUCCCUGCAACCAUCGUAAUCGGAUGCUACCUGUAUGAGGCCGCCUACUUCGAAGACUGGAUCAAAGCGCUCGCCUGCCCAUGUGCACAGACAAAAGGUCCUGGCAAGAAACCAUUGUACUCAGUACUAAUGCUGAAAUACUUUAUGGCCUUGGCAGUUGGUAUUACAUCGGGCGUUUGGAUCUGGUCCGGUAAGACGUUGGAGAGUUGGCGUCGCUUUUGGCGUCGUCUCUUCGGCGCACCGGAUCGCACUGGCGCCAAUCAGGCACUCAUUAAACCGCGACCGCCCAUACCGCAUCCGUAUGCUGGCUCCGGCAUGGGUAUGCCAGUGGGUUCGGCGGCCGGUUCGCUACUCGCAACACCAUACACACAAGCGGGUGGCGCAUCGGUUGCCUCCACCAGCCAUCACCAUUUGCACCAUCAUGUUCUUAAACAACCGGCUGCAAGCCACGUAUGACAUGGAGAGUCAGGCGGAGCUUCAACAAUGGGCGGUGGUGGUGGCGGCGGCGGCGGCAGUACAAUUGGCGGUGGCAGCGUGCUGGGCGGACACGGUACUCUGAUGAGCACAGCGGGUAUGAGCAAUAGUACGGUUGGCGGCGGUGGUGGUGUUGGUGUUGGGGCUCCUCCUGGCAGUAUGUUGCACGGUGGCGGCGGCGGUGGUAUGGGCGUGGCAACGCCCGGUAAUAUGGGUAUGCCUGGCGUUUAUGGCAAUGGUAAUGGCGGCGGUGGCGGUGGUCCAAUGGGCCCCAUGAGCGGCAAUGGCGGUGGUAAUGGUCCCAGUACGGCACCCGGUUCGGUGAUUGAUUCACGCGCGGUGUCCGUGGUCGUUACGUUGCCUGGUGGGCCGGGCGCGCAACACCCCGGGCAGGCGCUGAGCGACUAUGGUCCUAUAUAGUUAAUGGUACGGCCAGAUACAGCGCACUGGGUGUCGACGAGCAGUUUUUCGCAGCUCUAAAUGCAAGCGAUUGCAUUGUUGCAUUUUUCUUUAAGUUUGCGCACUUUGGCGCCUGCGCUUUAAAGCGCUUGCGUAGUGUUAAUGUUGUAGAGUUACAACAACAAUGCGCCAUAUUACUUUCUGCUAGUUUAUAGUUGUACAAUAAUAACAUAUUUAAAUACAUAAAUUUAAACGAAUAUGUAAUAAAGUAACGAGUAAGCAAGCUAAACUAUAUAAUUCUAGUCCAUUUUCAUUGAAAGAAAAAAAUAUUUAAAAAAAAUAAAUCAAAAUAAAAAAAUUAAUAAGUUAAAAUUGAAAAUGUAUGAGACAACAACAAAGCACAAUUUCUAUAAAAUAUCACUAAAUGAAUUAAAGCAAAGAUAGUCAAUAGCUUAUGGAGUAAAACUUGAUCUUGCUGCACCAUUUUUUUCUUCUUAAUAAAAAAAUAUAUAACAAAAAGCAGACAAAUGAAAAAUUUUAAAAUAGCAAAUGAAGUGUUGAAAAGUUAGAAAAGGGUUAAGCGAUACGAAAAGCACAUGAAAUGCGCGCGAAAAAACAGUUUUUCUAUAAAACAUAUUUUAUAAAAAAAUCUAUUAACAUCAUUUCACUUAUUCCUAAUUCAUUUUUCAACUCUCUACUCAAAUAGACUGAUUUAAAGUAAUAUUAAAAAAAUAAAAAUAAAUAAAUAUAUUUCACUAAUAAAGAGGAACACAAUAUUAUAAAUAUACGAAUUGUGUAGAAACCCGCAUAAAAUAUUUAAAUUAUGAAAAUUUUGACGGAAUGCAUAUGAAAAGGAAAAACAAAAAAACCGACAGGGUAGAGAAAAACAAUGUAAAACUAAAACGAUUUUCAAUUUCCCUGCCACCGAAAUUGCUUGAAAAUCGCCACUGCCAAAAACGCCAAUGCCAUAUUGCAUUACAAAAACAAAAGUUAUCAUAAUAAUAACAACAAUAACACUACUUAUACAUCUACAUAAAAAAUGCAUGUAAAUUUGCCAGCAAAGAAAAUCGAAUAUCAAAAAGUGUAAGUAGUUAGCGGAGAUGAGUUAAAAGCAUAAUUACGAAAAGAAACGUAGUAAACGUUUAAAGCAUUUGUAAAAUAUAUUUCAUGUUUAUUUGUAGCAUUUAUUACGCCUAACUGUAUGUAGCGUUUGUAUGUAAGCAUUGCUAAAUAUAAAAAAUAUUGUGGAAUAUCAUGGCAAAACACACAUUGUGAGUUUGAAAUGAAAAAUUAUAAUCCACAUGACAUGAAAAAUUGCACUGAAAAGUAUUUAUGAUUAAUUUAUGAAAUAUCAAAUGCCAACGAGUUAGCGCAAGCACAUAAUGUCCAACUGUAAAUACUGAAUUUUAGUUUUUUUUAUUUAAUAGCAUAAAAUUUAAUUAUUUAAGAAAUUAUACGCGCGAAAUUAUUUUGUUCAAAAAUGCAAAUUACUGCAAGUGAAAUUAUAUGAAAGUGCACUAAAUAAUUUUAAUACGAAAAACACGUGUUGUCACAAUAUUUUUUUAUUUUUUGGAAGAAAAAAAUUUUACUUUGCAUAAAAAUUGAAAGAAAAAUUUACAUAAUAUUUAGAAGAAAAAACUAUUUUUAUAUAAUGAUUGCAGGAAAAAGAUAUUUUUUUAUUUCUCUACUUGCGAGAAUACAUAAUUUAAGCGAAUUUUCUUAUUUUCAAAAUAUUUGUUGAGAAUUUUGAAUUUUUUUAAGAUUUUUUUUUAAAUAUUUCCUUAAUUAUUAUUUUUAUUGAAGAUUUCAUUUUCUGCACUUUAAUACAACAACAAGCGUAAUGUGUUUUGUUUAAAAAAUUUAUUUUUAUUAAAAAUUGUUUGUUAAAAUUUUUUUAAUAUUCCUUCAAUUUUUUAAUUUUUACUCAAUACGUAUAUUAAAAAGAUAAAUUAAACUUUCUACAAAAUUUACAUUAAAUUUUCUGCAACUAAAGCUUUUUCCAUUACAAAAAUGGUGUUGCAAUUUUUCCAAAAAUGUUUUAAUUAUACAAAAUUCUAAAACUAAAUUUUCUUCAAGAAAUUCUGUUUAAUUUAAAAGUAAAAACUAUUCAACAUAAAGAUUAUGCUUAGUAUUUUUAUCAAAAUUCAUUGUUUAUAAAAAAAAUAUGUUUAAUUAAUUUGAAAAAAAAGAAAAUUCGCUUCAAUAUUUUGAAAAAAAGUUUAUUAUUUAUUUAUGGACGAUUUUAAAAUUAAAUAUUCAUGUCAUAAAAAUUGUUCUUCCAACAGCAAAAUUCUGUUCAAUAUUGUGAAGAAAAAAAGUUGUGUACAAUUUAAUUUUUAAAAUUAAAAUAUUCUCGCUAGUUGUGUGAAUAUUUCACUUGUUUGCUUAAAAAUCAUUUCGUUAAUUUUCCAAAACCGAAAACGUACUUGCGUUGGGCGGACGCAACAACCACAGAAAAUAAUUUUAUUUAAAACUAUUUUUUAAUUAAGCGCAUACAAGAAUUUCCUACGUAUUUUUAAUAAGUUUAAUUGUUUACAUUUAUAAAGAAUUAAUAAUAAUAAGUAUUUUUGUUUGUUUUUCGUUUCAUUUGUAUUUCUUGCUGCAGAGAAAUUGUACAUAUUUGCAUGUAGUCAAGCAUUAUAUAAAUUAAGUUAAAAAAAAUACUUAUUUUUUUAUAAUCGUGUGUUAAUGAAAAAUAUUAUGCCAACAAGUACAUAGUUAUAUAAGCGUAAGCAAAGUAAUUGUAUUGAAUUUGCAAAGCAUUAAAAUUUAUUUAAAUAUUAUUAGUAUUUAUGCAAGAAAGAAAAUAUAUAAUAUGUUUGUAUUAAGAAAAUUUAUUGAAAAUUUCGGAAUGUGAGUAGGUUUGGUUGUUUUUAGAUUAAAAAUAAUAUAAGAAAGGAUUAAACAUUACUAAAUAUAUUGUUUUGAGCCUAAAACACUCAACAGCAGCCAUUUUUUUGGAAACUCACAUUCAAAGUUGUGCGGCUGUUCUCUCUCAGCCGGUUUUUUCACUGAACGAACAACUUUUCUCUUGCUUUAUUAUAUUUAAAUUUCACCUAGUUUAAGUUAAACAGUCGAAAAGUUGAAAUUGUGUAUUUUAUUUUAUACUUUAUCUUUUAAUGAUUAUACUUUAUCGAUUGAUUAUUGUUUUUAUUUAAAAAUGCUAAAUAAAAUGCAAACAAAAAAUAAUUAUUUACAAAA